Molecule: messenger RNA, 866 nt
Organism: Trichoderma virens Gv29-8
Lineage: Eukaryota; Fungi; Ascomycota; Sordariomycetes; Hypocreales; Hypocreaceae
Exons: 1
Coding region: 165-722 (185 amino acids)
Source: RefSeq, a predicted model, not a curated record
CUGAUUGACCACGACUCCAACAAGCCGUAUUGCGAUCUCGAAGCUAUCCAAACUCGUUAGAGAAGGGAAAUACGGUACACGACUAUACGAGUUGCCCAUUGAUAUUACGACAUCGCAUAAACGCACUCCUUGCCGGUCUCUCCAACACACCAACAGAUUAAAUCAUGUCGGAACAGCCUGAGAAACCGCCGCUGCCUCCUCGCAAUGAAUUCAUACACAAAUCAGCGCUUGCAGGAGCAAUAAUCACUCCCCUAGCGAUGCUGCUCCCUCCCAGAAAGGCCGACGUCCGACUGCUCGUGCUGGUGGGAGCAUUCUCACUCUGCACAAACCAGCUUGCCUACGAGUACACAGGACAAUCUAUAUACGGGCGGUUUGGAAGCCGCGUGGGCUCAAUAUUUGACACGGGGCUACCAGAAGGCGCAAAGAGGACCCAGCAGCUGCUAAAGGAACAAAGGGAGAGAGAGGCCGCGCAGAGACAGGCUCAGAAACAAUCCGAGCCGGAAGAGGGCAAAAGCCGGCUCAAGGACAUCUGGAUGGGCGGCGAGGGGGAGGACUGGAAAGAGAAGAGGGCCGAGGAGCACAAGAAGAGCUUUCAAGAGGGCAAAGGCAUGAGCGAUAUCAUCUUUGAGCAGAUUGCUGAUGUGUGGAGUGGCAACUGGAGAGGCAAGGCGAACAAGGACGACUCUUCCUCGGAUGAUUCGCAGGGGGAGAAGAAGAAAUAGUUUGGGGAUCUACAGCAUUUGAUUGACGAUGUUGAUGCUAUGUGGAAUCUUUCUACGAUUAGUUUGUACUAGUAAGGUGGCGUGAUUGUAUGAUAGGUAUGGGUAUGUGUAGGUAGGUAUGUACAGAGUCUGUGUGGUUGGAAU